AUGAACGAUGUCGACCCUGCUUUGGACAAGAAAAUGCGCCUCGUCAAUGAAGCCAUCGACGAGAUCGGCUGGACAAACAUGCAUCUCAAAUUGUUUGUUCUCAACGGCUUCGGAUAUGCCGCGGACUCCCUGAUCUUGCUUCUGCAGUCUGUCACUUCUACACAGGCGGGCUACGAGUUCCGACCAUCCUUUGCCAAUGGUUUGACUGUGGCCGCAUAUACCGGCAUGUUGGUCGGAGCCUUGUUCUGGGGAUUGAGUGCUGAUGUGAUUGGACGAAGAUUCGCGUUCAACUUCUCACUGUUCAGUUGCUCCCUUUUCGCCAUCUGUGCUGGAGCUUCACCCAACUGGACUGUUUUGGGCCUUUUUACCUGUCUGGCUGCCUUUGGGUCUGGUGGAAAUCUGAUCCUGGACACCACUAUUUUCUUGGAAUUCCUUCCCGGCGACAAACAAUGGCUUCUGACUUUGAUGGCAUGCUGGUGGGGUCUUGCCCCCGUCAUCGCAGCUGCUUUUGCAUGGCCUUUCCUGUCGAUCGAAGGGUAUUAUUGCACAUCUGCCGCGACCUGUACUUAUGACAACAACAAGGGCUGGCGAUACGUCUGGUAUAGCAACGGCGCACUGAUUUUCGUUCUCAGCGUUCUACGAGUCACCGUGAUCCGACUCAAAGAAACCCCGAAGUACUUGCUGGCCAAGGGCAAGGAUGAAGAAGUGGUGGAGACCUUCCGACAGAUUUCCCAAAAGUACAACCGACCCUGCUCACUCACUCUGGAGAAACUCGAAGCGUGCGGACCCAUCAAGUCGACCUAUGGCAAGUCCCGAUAUGGCUUCGGUGAACUCCUGGCACAUCUUCGGGGACUCUUUGCUACCAAGAAGCUGGGAUUUUCCACGUCCAUGAUCUGGUUAUCUUGGACUUUGAUUGGUCUCGCGUAUCCUCUGUUCUACGUGUUUUUGCCCCAGUACUUGAAAAGUCGCGGUGCGGACACAGGCGACGACAGCAACUAUACUACCUGGAGGAACUACAUGAUCACGAACGUGGUCGGAAUUUUCGGCCCGGUGCAAGCUGGGUUCAUGUGCAACUGGAAAGUCUUGGGUCGUCGGUACACCAUGGUGAUUGGUGCUUUGAUGUCCAUGGCCUUCUUCUUCGCCUAUACCGCUGUUCGCACAGCUUCCGAGAACCUGGGUUUCACUUGCGCCAUCUACUAUGUCGUCAACAUUUACUAUGGCACGCUUUAUGCGUAUACGCCAGAGGUUCUGCCGUCUGCUCAUAGAGCCACUGGAAACGGUAUCGCGGUCGGAUGCAACAGAGUCAUGGGUCUCGUCAGUGCCUUUGUCGCGACUUACGCCAAUACCGCCACCAGCGCGCCCAUUUUCAUUUGUGCGGCUCUUUACAUCGCGAUGGCUAUCGUGGCAAUCAUCAUGCCAUUCGAGCCAUAUGGCAAAAGGUCAAUGUAA
Molecule: messenger RNA, 1449 nt
Organism: Exophiala viscosa
Lineage: Eukaryota; Fungi; Ascomycota; Eurotiomycetes; Chaetothyriales; Herpotrichiellaceae
Product: membrane transporter
Exons: 7
Coding region: 1-1449 (482 amino acids)
Biological process (GO): transmembrane transport
Cellular component (GO): membrane
Molecular function (GO): transmembrane transporter activity
Source: RefSeq, a predicted model, not a curated record